Molecule: messenger RNA, 1521 nt
Organism: Dovyalis caffra
Lineage: Eukaryota; Viridiplantae; Streptophyta; Magnoliopsida; Malpighiales; Salicaceae
Source: the annotation of a GenBank genome assembly
AUGAUGAGUAGCUACUCGAAUGGAAGCUCCGACUCAGUCUCAGAGUCUUGUAUCAAGAUACCAACAAUUAAGUUCAGCAAGCUUUUCAUCAAUGGACAAUAUGUUGAUUCCAUUUCUGGAAAAACAUUCGAGACCAUAGACCCCAGAACAGGGGACGUCAUAGCGAGAAUUGCAGAAGGAGAUAAAGAGGAUAUUGAUUUAGCUGUGAAGGCUGCCCGUCAUGCUUUUGACAAUGGUCCAUGGCCCCGGAUGUCCGGAACUGCGAGGGGAAGGAUUAUGAUGAAAUUUGCAGACUUAAUUGACCAAAAUAUAGAAGAAUUAGCGGCAUUGGAUACUGUUGAUGCUGGAAAGCUAUUCAGUUUUGGCAAAGCUUUCGAAAUUCCUUCAGCUGCAAAUUCUCUUCGUUACUAUGCGGGUGCAGCAGAUAAAAUUCACGGAGAAGUGCUGAAAAUGUCUCGUGAAUUGCAAGGGUACACCCUGCGCGAACCCAUUGGCGUUGUAGGACACAUAAUUCCCUGGAACUUUCCUAGCCCCAUGUUCUUCAUGAAGGUUAGUCCAUCCUUAGCUGCUGGGUGCACCAUGGUAAUCAAGCCUGCUGAGCAGACACCUAUUUCGGCUCUCUUCUAUGCUCAUCUUGCUAAGCUGGCUGGCAUUCCUGAUGGAGUUCUCAAUGUUAUAACUGGAUAUGGACCAACAGCCGGUGCUGCCAUUGCCUCUCACAUGGACAUUGAUAAGGUAAGUUUUACUGGGUCUACAGAAAUUGGACGUCAAGUGAUGAAGGCUGCUGCCGCAAGCAAUUUGAAAUCAAUUUCACUAGAAUUGGGUGGUAAGUCUCCUCUGCUAAUUUUUGACGAUGCUGAUGCAAGUAAAGCUGCUGACCUUGCGCUCUUUGGCAUUCUGUCUAACAAGGGAGAAAUUUGUGUGGCAAGUUCGCGUGUUUAUGUUCAGGAGGGGAUUUAUGACGAAUUUGUUAAGAAGUUGGUCGUGAAGGUGAAAGCUUGGGUUGUCGGGGAUCCUUUUGAUCCUAAAGUUCGUCAAGGACCCCAGGUUGAUAAGAAGCAGUUUGAUAAAAUUCUCUCUUACAUUGAACAUGGCAAAAGAGAAGGAGCCACUUUGUUAACAGGUGGUAAGCCUUUGUACGAGAAAGGAUAUUACAUCGAACCAACAAUUUUCACCGACGUUAAGGAGGACAUGCUUAUUGCCAAAGAUGAAAUUUUUGGACCUGUUAUGUCGCUGAUGAAGUUCACAAGCGUGGAUGAGGCAAUUAAGAGGGCCAACGAUACAACAUAUGGUUUAGCAGCAGGCAUUGUGACCAAGGAUUUGGACGUGGCUAAUACAGUGUCAAGAUCAAUUCGUGCAGGGAUCAUUUGGAUCAAUUGUUAUCUGGCCUUCGAUGAGGACUGUCCAGUUGGAGGUUACAAGAUGAGUGGGUUUGGAAAAGAUCUUGGAUUGGAUGCCCUUUAUAAGUAUCUCCAAGUUAAGUCUGUCGUAACUCCUAUUUAUAACUCAACCUGGCUAUGA